CUUGGGAGCAAUUUCUCACAAAGAUGAGGCUGGUAAUCCUUGAUAACUAUGAUCUGGCAAGCGAAUGGGCUGCAAAAUAUAUCUGCAAUCGCCUCAUCCAAGCCAAGCCAAGCCAAACCAGGUAUUUUACUCUUGGUUUACCAACAGGAAGUACACCUUUGGGCUGCUACCAGAAGCUUAUUGAGUAUCAUAAAAAAGGAGAUCUCUCUUUCAAAUAUGUGAAGACAUUCAACAUGGAUGAAUACGUAGGGCUCCCCAGAAAUCAUCCGGAGAGCUACCAUUCUUACAUGUGGAACAAUUUUUUUAAGCAUAUUGAUAUCAAUCCAAGCAACGCUCAUAUUCUCGAUGGGAAUGCUCCAGACUUGAAGGCAGAGUGUGAGGCAUUUGAAAAAAAGAUUGAAGAAGCUGGAGGAAUCGAUCUGUUUGUUGGAGGCAUUGGUCCAGAUGGCCACAUUGCUUUCAAUGAACCAGGCUCCAGUUUAGUCUCGAGAACAAGACUGAAGACACUAGCUAUGGACACCAUUCUGGCAAAUGCAAAAUACUUUCACGGAGACUUAUCUAAAGUUCCAACUAUGGCUUUAACAGUUGGUGUGGGAACAGUGAUGGAUGCUAGAGAAGUAAUGAUUCUAAUCACUGGAGCGCACAAAGCUUUUGCCCUGUACAAGGCGAUUGAAGAAGGGGUCAACCAUAUGUGGACCGUUUCAGCUUUUCAGCAACAUCCUCACACCAUCUUCGUCUGUGACGAAGAUGCAACCUUGGAACUACGAGUUAAAACUGUGAAAUACUUUAAAGGUUUAAUGCAUGUGCACAACAAACUUGUGGAUCCCCUGCACAGUAUGAAAGAGCAGGAUUGAAAGAGAAACCAAAGCUGGAAUC
Euleptes europaea (tarantolino) is the source of this 876-nucleotide messenger RNA. RefSeq names its product glucosamine-6-phosphate deaminase 2 (gene GNPDA2). The transcript is spliced from 6 exons. The record is from RefSeq and is a predicted model, not a curated record. Gene Ontology annotation, cellular component: cytoplasm. NCBI's taxonomy places the organism in Eukaryota, Metazoa, Chordata, Lepidosauria, Squamata, Sphaerodactylidae. Gene Ontology annotation, molecular function: glucosamine-6-phosphate deaminase activity; identical protein binding. The coding region runs from base 24 to 854 and encodes 276 amino acids. Gene Ontology annotation, biological process: N-acetylneuraminate catabolic process; D-glucosamine catabolic process; N-acetylglucosamine catabolic process.